Messenger RNA from Megalobrama amblycephala (Wuchang bream), 2473 nucleotides. RefSeq names its product tripartite motif-containing protein 16-like. NCBI's taxonomy places the organism in Eukaryota, Metazoa, Chordata, Actinopteri, Cypriniformes, Xenocyprididae. The coding region runs from base 90 to 1718 and encodes 542 amino acids. The transcript is spliced from 6 exons. The record is from RefSeq and is a predicted model, not a curated record. Gene Ontology annotation, molecular function: protein binding; zinc ion binding.
GGAAACAGGAAUCACAUGACUUCAGAGGAACUGAAACUGAAGUUUAGUUGAGCUGUUGUGUGUUUGUGUCUCUGUAUUCAUGCAGUAAAAUGGCAGAAGCCAGAUUUUCUCAGGAUGAGUUCCUGUGUCCAGUGUGUCUGGAUCUCCUGAAGGAUCCAGUGACCACUUCCUGUGGACACAGUUACUGUAAGAGCUGUAUUACAGACUGCUGGGAUCAGGAGGAUCAGAUGAGAGUCUACAGCUGCCCUCAGUGCAGACAGACCUUCAGUCCAAGACCUGCUUUAGCUAAAAACACCAUGUUGGCUGAAGUGGUGGAGAAACUGAAGAAGAUUAAACUUCCUGCUGACUGUUACGCUGGAGCUGGAGAUGUGCAGUGUGACGUCUGUACUGGAAGAAAACACAAAGCCGUCAAGUCCUGUCUGGUGUGUCUGGAGUCUUACUGUCAAACUCAUUUUGAACGUCAUGAGGAUUUUCACUCACGUAAGCCACAUAAAGUGACUGAUGCCACUGGACGACUGCAGGAGAUGAUCUGCCAGAAACACGACAAGAUCCUUGAGGUUUUCUGCCGCACUGAUCAGAAGUGUAUAUGUGUGCUGUGUAUGGAUGAACAUAAAAACCACGACACUGUAUCAGCUGCAGCACAGAGGACAGAGAAUCAGCACCAGCUGAAGGAGAUGCAGAGGUUGUUCCAGCAGAGGAUCCAGCAGAGAGAGAAAGAUCUUCAGCAGCUGAGAGAGGCUGUGGAGUCUCAUAAGCGCUCUGCACAGACAGCAGUGGAGGACAGUGAGAGGAUCUUCACUGAGCUCAUCCGCUCCAUUGAGAGAAGCCGCUCUGAGGCCACACAGCGGAUCAGAGAUCAGGAAAAGACUGCAGUGAGUCGAGCUGAAGGACGACUGGAGCGACUGGAGCAGGAGAUCAAUGAUCUGAGGAGGAGAGACGCUGAACUGGAGCAGCUUUCACACACACAGGAUCACAUCCAUUUCCUGCAGAGUUUCCAGUCUCUCUCAGCUCCUCCUGAAUCUACAGACGUAAAUGACGAUCCCUUCAGUUCUCUCUCCUCUUUUGAUGUCUUGAGAGAAUCUGUCCGUCAGCUGAGAGACAAACUGGAGGAUUUCUGCAAAGAGGAGCUCAAGAAGGUCUCUGACAGAGUCACUUUCACCAACAUUGCUCCCAGGACCAGGAACGACUUCCUACAAUAUUCCCAUCAGCUCACUCUGGAUAUGAACACAGCACAUAAAAACCUCCGUCUGUCUGAGAGGAACAGAGUGAUUACUUACACUGACACAGAUCAGCCGUAUCCUGAUCAUCCAGACAGAUUUGAUUAUUAUCUUGAGGUGUUGUGUAGAGAGAGUGUGAGUGGACGCUGUUACUGGGAGAUUAAGAAGAGUGGGAAUAAUGUGUAUAUAUCAGUGUCAUAUAAGAGCAUCAGCAGGAAGGGACGGGGUAAUGAGUGUCGGUUUGGAUUUAAUGAUCAGUCCUGGAGUUUGUUCUGCUCUUCCUCCAGUUACUCAUUCAUACACAAUAGCAUAAAAACUAAACUCCCUGUAGUGUCCAUCAGCAGUAGAAUAGGAGUGUAUGUGGAUCACAGUGCAGGAACUCUGUCCUUCUACAGUGUCUCUGACACAAUGAGCCUCAUCCACACAGUCCAGACCACAUUCACUCAACCGCUCUAUCCUGGGUUUAGUGUUGGUUCUGGAUCAUCAGUGAAACUGUGUUGAUGAAUCAGAAUAGAAUAUAGAGAGAUUCUACCCAUAAUGCUUUGAGCCAAAGACUAUAGAAUAAUACAAGAGCCGUUUCUCAAUAUACUUGUCUGUACUUGUGUUCUGGUGGACUUGUGAAACGUCAUCAGUCGCUGUUCAAGUACUGUUCCAAUUCAAAUUUCGCAUCUAACCAAGUAUAGUUCAAGUCCCCGGAUGUGUUCUUGAUCCGCCUCUUUUAUCGAGAAUGCAUCGAGAGGUGACUUCUGCAGACUUGAGACAGCCAGGUAUCCCAGAAUGCAUCUCGCACUAACCAGUAAGCGUCAAUAGUAAAGGAGAAAACCCACAGAAUUUAAACAUAUUACUGUUAUUAUGUCAUGAAACGUAGUUUUAAGAGUUUUUCAGGCGAGAAUGUGCUGGUUUAAAGCUCAAAUUUGUGGUUUAUUGAUAUAGAUAGCACCUUUCUGAAAAUUUAAUCUGACGUUGUCGGUUGUGAGACCGACGUUGUGAGAUCCAGGUGAUCACCAGACGCUCAGCGCUCAUGUACCCAGCCGAGAGCAGUCAUACCUCGGCGAGUCCUUCUGACAUUUGCCGCUGGCUCCGUUUUGGCUGAGGGCAACGUGACUAUAUGGCUAUUUAACGUUUGUAUUCUACUAAAGCGCUGAUUUUGUAUGCUUGACUGAAUUGUUUGCUUUAUUUCUUAUUGUAUAUUCUUAUACCUUUUAUAAUGGCUAUUAUUGAUCAUUAAAACUGACAUUUAACAAAAAGAGACAGGG